This is a messenger RNA of Kickxella alabastrina, 843 nucleotides long. RefSeq lists its product as uncharacterized. The record is from RefSeq and is a predicted model, not a curated record. Gene Ontology annotation, cellular component: cytoplasm. Gene Ontology annotation, biological process: protein transport. The coding region runs from base 1 to 843 and encodes 280 amino acids. The transcript has 2 exons. NCBI's taxonomy places the organism in Eukaryota, Fungi, Kickxellomycota, Kickxellomycetes, Kickxellales, Kickxellaceae.
AUGUUCAAGCUCACAGUAUCGGCUGGAAAUACCAUCGAGCAGCCGCUCCGCCCGAACGAGCGGUUUUCGGGCGUGUUGGUCGUCGAGCUGUCGCGGCCUAUCUCAGCUUCGCAGAUUGUCGUCGAGCUAGUGGGCAGGGAGCGCGUCUUGCCAAACCUAAAGGUCGUCACCAAGGCCGCCAAAUCACAGCUGUUCAGCUCGAGCCUGGUGGUCUGGAAGGCUGUGCGCAAGGGCGCGGUCGCAUCGACUGUGCUUAGUGACGGUGUCCACGUGUUUAACUUUUCCUGCCAGAUGCCAUAUCUCAAUUACCCGCAGAACAUCAUCCGCCCCGAGUUUGAUAUUUCGUACACGCUCGAGAGCAAGAUUUUUGCGCCCAGCGACGCCGGUGGUUACUCUGGAGCUGGCGGCAUCGCAGCCAAAGAGCAGGUGGUUGCCGCCAUUGAACGAGAUAUGUUCUUCACGCCCAUCGUCUCUCUCCUGCCCACCCCUGACCCAAUGGUGGUUGUCGAAACGCUGUGCAUCGAAAAGAAGGGCAAGAGUGGCAAGCCGGCUGUCGAGCUUCGCGCGGCCAUCAGUGGGCACCAGGUGAUUCCAGGGAAAAAAAUGAAGAUUGACGUGUCAAUCAAAGAACUGUCAUCGGUAAAUUGGACAAAAAUCAUUGCUAGGCUGUAUGAGCGCACGAGGUGCAGAGACAGCGUGGAUGUUCCAUUUUGGCAGCCCACUUGGUCGUCGGACCGCGAGCUUGCAAGCGGCGAAAUUAUUCGCUCGUCGGUGUACAACUUUUUCAUUAACGACGAGUUAAUGGCGGCGGGCAAGCCGAGGACAGCGCGCAAGGGUAAAUAG